GUCAAAUCUAUUUCAGUAAAGCUUACGAGACGAGCUUAUAGAACCGCUUAUAAACGAAAUAAUACAUUAAACUUAUUGCAACCACGUUUAAUAGGAAACAGUGCGUGACUCUAGUGGAAACUGUGAAGGAUGUGCACCAAAACGAUACUUUAACAUGUUAAUAAUAAGAGUGAAUUUCCAAAAUGCAGCAUUGCGCCAACGAAUCGAUUCGAACGUUCCCUGAUGCCAAAUCCAGUAUUUAGUGUAAAAUAUACACACAAUGGAGCCCUUAAUAGACAGGAACAACUUCGCUAUAAGCGCUAUGGUGACGGUCGCGAUGCAGAUCCUGUUCUUCACCAUAGCCUCGUUGUUCCAGAACGAUAAAGUGACUGACUUCACUGGCGGGGCUAACUUUAUUAUUAUAGCCUUGCUGACAUUCUUCCUCGGGCAAGGAGGCUCCCACCUCAAGAGUUACGACAGCCGCCAGCUCAUGGUGACUGCCUUCGUGUGCCUCUGGGGAGUCAGGCUCUCUGGCUACCUCAUUUACAGAAUCUAUCAUAUAGGUAGAGAUAAGCAAUUCGAGGAUCGUAAAAGUAAUACUCUGAGGUUCGCAGUGUUCUAUACGUUUCAGGCAGUCUGGGUAUACAUAGUAAGUUUACCAGUAAUUAUAAUGAACUCGCCGCAUCAUUCCUUCCCCAAGUCUCCGAAGACAAUGACGACACUGGACUCAGCUGGCGCCGGAAUAUUUGUCACCGGAUUGUUGAUUGAAACAUACGCAGAUCUACAGAAGUUUGCAUUCAGACAGGAGCCAGCCAACCAAGGCAAGUGGUGCAAUGAUGGCCUCUGGGGACUGUCGAGACAUCCGAACUACUUCGGAGAAGUAGUGCUGUGGUGGGGAAUAUUUGUCAUAUCACUAAACGUAAUUAAUGGCAUCGAAUGGAUCGCGAUCCUAUCUCCAUUAUUUACGACGGCGAUCAUAUUGUUCUUAUCUGGUAUACCGCUCCUCGAACGAUCGGCUGACGAAAAGUACAGAGAUAACCCAGAUUAUUUGUAUUACAAAGCGUCGACUUCGCCCCUGAUACCGAUUCCACCAGCAAUUUAUGUGGAAGUGCCACGAUUCUUGAAGUUCGUUUUGUGUUGCGAGUUCCCCAUCUACGACUCGACCACUGAGGAGUUCCCCGCGCCUACUAUUGUUACGGAGACAACCAGCAUUUCAAUGGUGCAGUCUCAGACAUAGCUAACAAACGCCGCGCGCG
Spodoptera litura is the source of this 1235-nucleotide messenger RNA. RefSeq lists its product as uncharacterized. Gene Ontology annotation, cellular component: membrane. Lineage: Eukaryota; Metazoa; Arthropoda; Insecta; Lepidoptera; Noctuidae. The record is from RefSeq and is a predicted model, not a curated record.